Electrophorus electricus (electric eel) is the source of this 3222-nucleotide messenger RNA. RefSeq names its product vacuolar protein sorting 4 homolog B (gene vps4b). Gene Ontology annotation, biological process: vacuole organization; endosomal transport. Lineage: Eukaryota; Metazoa; Chordata; Actinopteri; Gymnotiformes; Gymnotidae. Gene Ontology annotation, molecular function: ATP hydrolysis activity; ATP binding. The record is from RefSeq and is a predicted model, not a curated record.
CAUCCUUUUCAGGAUACGUUUGUGUAUUUUUUCGCUGCGUUCAAUGGAACCAACAAAUUUACAGAAAGCUAUAGCAAUAGCUAACAAAGCUUCACAAGAGGAUCAAUUUGGAAAUUAUGAGGAAGCUGUCAAAUCUUACAAACAUACAGUGAAGUAUUUUCUGCAUGUCAUCAAAAGUGAGCCACAGGGAAAGGAAGGCAACCAGAAGAUCAGAGACAAGUGUGCAGAAUACCUUAACCGGGCAGAGGAACUUCAAAACUAUCUUGAUGAGAAACAGAAAGCCAUAGAUCUUGCAAGUAAAGCGGCUCAAGAGGACAAGGCCCAGAAUUAUGAGGAGGCUCUGCGUCUGUACCAGCAUGCCGUUCAAUACUUCCUGCACGUGAUCAAAUAUGAAGCUCAAGGGGACAAAGCUAAGCAGAGCAUAAGGGCUAAGUGUGCUGAGUACUUGGACCGGGCAGAGAAACUAAAGGAGUAUCUGAAAAAUAAAGAGAAAGCACCUGCCAAACCUGUUAAGGAGUCCCAGUCUGACGACAAAGGAAAUGACAGUGAAGAUGAAGAAGACCCAGAAAAGAAGAAGUUUCAGAGUCAGCUCUCAGGGGCCAUUGUCAUGGAGAAGCCGAAUAUUCAGUGGAAUGAUGUGGCUGGACUAGAGGGUGCCAAAGAGGCCCUGAAGGAGGCUGUUAUUUUGCCCAUCAAAUUCCCCCACCUCUUCACAGGCAAAAGGACUCCAUGGAGGGGGAUCCUGCUCUUUGGGCCGCCCGGCACGGGCAAGUCUUACCUGGCCAAAGCCGUGGCCACUGAGGCGAACAACUCCACUUUCUUCUCCAUCUCAUCCUCAGACCUGGUGUCCAAGUGGCUCGGAGAGAGUGAGAAGUUGGUGAAGACCCUGUUUACCCUCGCCAGAGAGCACAGUCCGUCAAUCAUCUUCAUUGAUGAGAUCGACUCACUGUGCGGCUCCAGGAGCGAGAACGAGAGCGAGGCAGCACGUAGGAUCAAGACGGAGUUCCUGGUGCAGAUGCAGGGUGUUGGUAAUGACAACAAAGGCAUUCUGGUGCUGGGAGCUACCAACAUCCCAUGGACACUGGAUUCUGCUAUACGGAGACGAUUUGAGAAGCGCAUUUACAUCCCUCUUCCUGAAGAGCACGCUCGCUCCUUCAUGUUCAAGCUUCACCUGGGCACCACGCCCAACAGCCUCACUGAUACCGACUACACCACCCUGGGCAAAAAGACGGAUGGCUAUUCAGGGGCCGACAUCAGCAUUAUAGUCCGCGAUGCGCUUAUGCAGCCUGUGCGGAAGGUGCAAUCAGCCACUCACUUUAAGCGGGUACGAGGCCCAUCGCGGGACGAUCCAAAUGUAAUAUUGGAUGACCUCCUGACGCCUUGUUCUCCAGGUGACCCUCAGGCUAUAGAGAUGACCUGGGUGGAGGUUCCUGGGGAUAAACUCCUGGAGCCUGUAGUUAGUAUGGCGGACAUGUUAAGAUCCCUGUCCAACACCAAGCCCACCGUCAACGAGCAGGAUCUGGAAAAGUUGAGGAAGUUCACCGAGGACUUUGGACAGGAAGGCUGAGGGGGACAGACUUGUUUCUGGGAACCAAAGCAAAUGCCUUGUGAUUGUAAAGUCUUUUUUUUCAUUUUCUUCCUCUCCUCUUUCCUCUCCCCUUGGACUUCUGCUUUGACUGGCAAGUCUGGACAUUUCUUUGAGGCCAGUCUGAAGGUUACAUGGGACCCAAUACUUUAUUGAUUUAUAUUUUGUCCUAAGGUUGCCCCAUCCACCAUCCCCUACCCCACUCUGCAUAUAAGGGUGCCGUUAGUACAUUCCAAGGCUUGGGCCCACUACCUGUAUUUGUCACGGUUGAAUCAUUGCAUCUGGAGGAGAUGUGAUAACCCUUUUUCCACAACAGCUGCCUUACGAAUAAAACUGCAUUCUGAAAGUUGUGUUUUCUGGUGCAACAAAUUUUCAGCAGUGCACUAAUGUGAACUUGGACAAUUUUCUGACACCACUACAGAGCACACAGAUGUAUUUCAACUCCCUAUAAGCUGAUGGUGUAAGGCUCAUUUUGAUUUUAGUGGAUGCAGGGUCUCCAAUCUUACAGAGUGAAACUUUAAAAUCUCUGUCUCUCAGAUUGCCAGAAGACGCUUCAUAGGCGUUACUGCAUUCAUAAAUUUUUAGGAUGUAAACGCCAUGCUUUUAAGUACUGAGUCUGUCUUAUUUAUAGGAUAGCGUGCCUCUGAAUAGUCGCAACUACUAAAUCUAAGGUAACUUUAUCCAAGGAGUGCAAAACAUCUGCUUUUGCAAACCGUAACCUAAAAUGUUUUCAUUGUAACUACUUUAAGAAGAUACAUUUGAAGUUCUGGGUGCAAAGAAGAUCACUAUAACACAGACUUUUGGCUUUUUGUGAGUUUCUUGCAAAGCUCUGUGGUGGAUGGAGAAUAUAGUCUCACAAGGCCUGAAAUCCUAAUCAUUUCAGUCUUUUGUCCAUUUGUAAUAUUUUUACAAAAUUGACUUCCUUUAUUGGACAAGAUGAGGGAUCAGUAAUGAGUAUAUUUGCAUCCAUGCACUACAGUAUAUAGACCUUGUGCUUGGCUUAUCAUACAUACUUUUCUCCAUCUCAUCCACCAUUCUCUAAUUCCGCUUGCCUGGCCCCAUGAGACAGUAAUGCUUUUCUUGGUGUGUUUGCAUUUAUUAGGCUAUACAGCUGACUCUGGGUAAAAGGAGGAAUCUAUAUUGAAAUGAAAUUAAAGCCCACAGUGGUGCCCCACAUUAUUAUUUAAGGUGCAUCUGAUGAUUUGAGGCCAAUAUUUGAAGAUGCUUUCACCUGGUUACAUAGCUACUGACCCUCUUGCUACAGCUAAGCAAACCAUGUGCCUUCUAUGCAUAUUUUUGAGUAGCUCUAUAUUAAUGUUUUAUAGACAGAACAUUUGGGGAACUGUUGAAUAAUAUUUGCACAUUUCAUUUAAAUUAAUACCCUAUCAUAUUGUAUACAGAUAUGCUCUUAUGCACUUAUGGUGUUGGUUUUUUCCUUAAAAAUGUUAAGAUAGUAAAUUGCUAUUAAAAUAUACCACUACUAUGUAUACCACCAUUACUAGUUCGUAUGUAGGUAUGUAUCCAACUUUUUUUCAGUUGGAGGAUCCAUGUUAAGAAAUUUCUUCAGAACCAAUUAGUAUUUUGUGUUACUUGUUUCUUUUAUUAUACACAUGUAAAUAAAGACUUAUGUUGACAAA